Mytilus californianus (California mussel) is the source of this 1955-nucleotide messenger RNA. RefSeq lists its product as uncharacterized. The record is from RefSeq and is a predicted model, not a curated record. Lineage: Eukaryota; Metazoa; Mollusca; Bivalvia; Mytilida; Mytilidae. The transcript has 7 exons. The coding region runs from base 71 to 751 and encodes 226 amino acids.
UCCGAACUCUGACGAUCAUCGGCGCGUGAAAUCAAAAGAAGCCGACAGACUACACAAACUGUAAACAAAGAUGCCUUUAUCAGACUUUAUAUGGUCAGUGCAGACACACACCAAUGGAAUUAAAAGAAAGAUCUCUGGAGAUGCCUGUUCUCAAGAAUCUCUGGAACAACAGAGUAAAAAAUGCAGAGUUAUUUCCCCUGCUGGUGAUUUCAAUGUAUGUGAAAUGGAUGAUGAAAAUCAUAAUGAGAUGUCAUCACAGAACCUCAACAGCCAACUACAAAAUGACAGAUCUGAGUCAGAAUCUCAAAGUGUACCUAGGCUACAGGGACAGCAGCAAUUGACAUGCCCUAGUCUCCUAGUAUCUCAACCAUCUGGUCAAGGAUUUUUAUCUCAACAACCAUCUGGUCAAGGAUUUUUAUCCCAACAACCAUCUGGUCAAGGAUUUCUAUCUCAAGAACCAUCUGGUCAAGGAUUUUUAACUCAAGAACCAUCACAUCAUGGAUUUUUAUCACAACAGUCUAGUUCUAACUUUUUACCACAUCAAUCAAAUCCUGAUUAUUUAAGUCAGACUGGACUUUGUCCAUCACUGCAUGACCAACAGAACAACAUGAUAAUGAAUAUAAAUGAAGAGCUUUAUUCUUGUACAAGUCUGUUGUCUGAUGAAGAAAUGGCAUGUACCUCCAUGGAAUCUGACUUUGUACCAAAUCAACAACAAUAUAAUGCUAGAGACAGUUCUGUUCAUGGUUUGUGAUGGCUGACUUCCUGUUGGUAGGAGAUUUAACACCAACAAUGGAACGUGUGAAGUGUUACUGUCGUCCAACAUGGGAGGGUACCUUUGAUAUGAAACCAUAUGUGUCAGAUUAUUAUUAAAGAAGUUACCUUGGAAAUGCAGCUGUAUGUGUCAGACAACUAUUGAUGAUCAUGUUUUCAUGAUUUACUCCAUACUUUAGUCUCAUUUGCCAUUAUAUAUUCACACUAUUCUUGUUGCCAAUAUUUUGGUCAUUUUUUAUUCAAUAAAUUUAAUUGUAUUGGGCCUUAGGCCAAGUCUUUGUAAGACUUCUCCACUAUAACGUCUUGUUAAGAGUAUUUUGUUGCAGGUUAUUACUUUUUUAAAGCAUUUUUUUUAUAUAUAAAUAUCAACCAUAUUUUUUCUUUGGUGAGAUUUUUAUGAUCUAAGUUUUUUUUUUUAUCAGAAGUACUAUACAUAUCAAAGGUGACUGUCCUAAUCUUGUUAAGCUAACAAAGGCUAAAAGGGAAUGGUUGCACAAAAUUUAAGGAUCAUUAUAGAAUUAUUGAGUAACUUACUUAACUAAUUACCAUAAAAAUUGUAGUUCUCUUUGAGUAAAGUGUUCUAUAGAUACUAGUACCUUUGACAGGAAUAUAUGUUUUUUGUCAGAUUUUUUUAAUGCAACAAUUGUAUUUUAUGUAUAAACAUUUUAUAUUUGGAUAUUUCUGGCAUUAUGUUUCAAACAUAUAUGUUGGGGUUUUUUUAAAUUGAAAAGAUAGAAUUAUUUUGUAUUCACAAAAAUAGGUAUUGAAAAAAAGGUAUGGAAGUGAAUUUUAUAUAUGAUAACAUUGCAACUAAUUUUUUGGUCUUUCUGGUCAUUUAAUACUGUCUUCUUCAAGAAACAUAGCUUUUGAUACUGUUCUAGUUGUUACAUCCCAUGAAGCUGUUCUAUAUGAUCAUUACUGAAUCUUAAUUGGCACUAAGCCAUAUGCACUGGGGCAGCUAUAUUCAUAAAUCAGUGCUACAUUGUGUUUAACAUUAUAAUUAUUGCUCAUUCAAGCCUGGUAGAUUGAAGUUAUAUAUUCAUAGUGUGGUAAACAACAGAUUUUAUACAUUUUCUUGUUGAUUAAGAAUUUUGUAAAGUUUGUUAUAUCUUAAUGUUAGAUCUGUAUAUUGUUAGUGUUCUCAUUGUCAUACAGUUUUUACAAAGUAAAGUUUUAUAUUGUCA